Python bivittatus (Burmese python) is the source of this 7960-nucleotide messenger RNA. Lineage: Eukaryota; Metazoa; Chordata; Lepidosauria; Squamata; Pythonidae. The record is from RefSeq and is a predicted model, not a curated record.
GCAAUGGGAGCAGCGCUUCCAGUGACCACCGAAUGGCCGUCCAUCGAAGAUGAUUACACCUCGCCAACGAUUCUUCCCUCGGCGAUAAACAGAGACUACUUUGAGCCCGCUCUGCCAACGACCACUGAGGGGGGGGUUGCAUUUCCAAUCGAAACCACUGUCCCCUUCGAAACUAAUGGGGAGAACCCCGAUGCUGUUGGAGAAGGGGAGGCCCCCAGUCCUGGAGAAACACUGAAUUCUGGGUUGGCUUCCAGCGAAGAUGAUUCUGGUUCUGUCACUGACAUGCCCAAGACAUUCCAAAUUACAGAAGAUCUAAAGGGAACAACAGAAGACCAUUUGGAUGACAAGAACGUCUUGAUUCAAGUCAAUUCUUCAGAACCAUCUUUGGAAGAAGAAACUCUUAAAAGAGACCCUGCUGCCGAGUCCAAGGAAACAGUCACAGCAGAUGUAAUGUCAAAGGAAACGCCUGCUCCAAUUUUGGAUGAUGGCCAUGAAGCAACCGAGCUUAUCACAGAUAACUCUGGCAUAACAGAUGCUCCGGUGACUAUUCUUGCAACCAAGGAGGAAGAGCUGUUAGCAACUCCCUCCAGGGAAAAGGCAGAGAAUGCAAUUUCCAGUGAAAGAACUGCAGAAGAAGAGAAGCCGUCGGAGGCCAUUCUUGGAGAACCAAAUCUGGAUGACAAAUGGAACCCCACCCCAGCUUCAUGGGAAGAAACUGAAGCUGUCACUUUAGAGCCAAAGAAAGACACCCCAGAACCAUCCACAGAUAUUAGUAGGAAGUUAGAAGACCCAUCCUCAAAUCCUGUAGGUUUUCCUAGCGACCCAGAAGAGCUGCCUGACCAAGAAACAAGAGGGAGCUUGGAUGCUGGAGGUUCUCCUUCACUGCCUUCAAAGGAUAACCCUGAGACAAGGCCUUCAGCAGUAUUGCCUUCCAGUUGGCUAUCCCCCACCGAUGCAACGUUUGGGUCCUCAGGAGCAAGUGACUUUGCCAUAGACUCCCUUCAAGCAUCACCUGCUAGUGUGGCUGAUCUAGGAGUAGACUCUGGUCCUACAGGAGGAAGAGGUGAUGCAGAUCCAAUUCUCUCUUCAUCAGACCCGGAGCUUAGCCAUGAAACUACCAAGGUGCCCACUGAAGAACCAGAAGACUUUGUGGAUGCUGAAGCAUCAAAUUCCUCUCCUUCAGAUAGAACAACAGAUGCUCCAUCUGACUCAGUGUCUCCCCGUGACACCCCUCCUGGGCCUUCACAAUCAGACUUUGAUGUAACAGAUGCUCCUUCAGUGGGACUUUCUGUAGCUCCAGGGAUAUCUUCUCAGUUGCCUGAAGAUGGUGAGAUGGGGGCAACUUCCACAAUGAAAGAAGUGGAAGAAGGCUCUGGAAACCCAGAGAGCAAUGAGGGGACACCUUUUGCUUCACCACUUCCAGGACAAGAACCUGAUCAAGGAACAGAGACACCUGAUGGAGAAAACAUUUCUGCAGACCUCCACAUUGGCACAGCUUCCUCCUUGAAUCCUGGGGUGGAAACAGCUAGUUCAGAGUUGGAAGAUAAUGAGGCAACAGCCAUAUCUAACAGUGCUCCUAAGGGUGAAAUAAAUCCCACCUCUUCAGAUUCUGCUGCUGUAUCUGAAAAUGAAUCAGAAACUUUGUUUAACAUCAGGGAGACUUCUCCUCCUCCUGUGGACAAAGAAGGAGCUGCUAAGGCACAAGAACCACCUGCAGAAGCUUCAGCUCCUGCAUCUCCUAAUGAACUACCUUCAGAGAGAGAAGGAAGUGAGGUCUCCCCAAGUGGGUCACCUGGAAAUAUUGGUUCUUCUUCUGAAAACAGUGAAGCCAUCCCAAGUGUUGCUUCAGGCUCUGACACAAAUGAGGUAGACACACAAGCUAAUAGUGAAGAUCAAAGUGGGACAGAUCUCUCACCUUCCCAGACAGAGCUCUUUCCAAUUUCUGGAACCCCAUUGCCUGUGGAAAAAUCAGGGACCUUGAAUGAUGGACUGUCUCCAAGUCAGUCACUUGGAGAGAAUAUACUGACAUCUGGUUCCAGUUCUUCCUCAGAAGGAGAACCUACCUUUCCUUCAACAUCUCCUGAUGAAGCACUUUCUGGACCCCUAAUUUCAGAACUGGACACAACAGAACUUCCAUCCAAUCCAUUACCUGGUUCCCAAACUUCUUCCCAACCACCAAAAGAGAAUGACAUGGAAACAGGCUCAGAGGAUCCAGAAGAUUCUGAUUCCAUCAACGGAGAAGAAACUUCCUCUGCUCCAUCCAUCAUAAACCCUCAAUCAGCCCUUUCAGGAACAGGGGCUACCGAGGGACCAAGCAUUUCUGGAGAUUUAGGCAAUGGACCAACUUCAUCUCCUAAAGAAAAGAGAAUUGGAUCUACUUCAGAGCCAGCAGUUAAUGAGGAACCUCUUUCAGAUAGCAACAGUGCCCAGGACAAAAUCAAUACUCCACCUUCUGAGCAACAUCUAAGUUCUGAAAAUGCAGUGGAAACCAGUAUAUCAAGCUCUGCAGAGAUACCAGCUGCAAAAUCUGGAACAAUUUCUCCCCUGAUUAUAGAUACUGAGACAUCAACAAAAGCUCAGGAACUAUCAGGAGAAAUACCUUCUUCUGCAUCUAUUGAUGGCAUACUUUCCAAUUCAGAGAAUGAAGAUGGAGAACCCUCUCCGAAUCUAUCUUCCAAAACUCUUGAUUCUUCUCCGAGCAGUGAAGUUGCAGAUGAAAGUAGAGAUGGGGAAGACAGUACAGGGUUGGCUUCAGCAACCAAAAUAGCCAUGACAGUGAGCAAUGAGGGUCAGCCUGGAAGUGAUCUUCCUGUGGGACAAUCAGUAACUUCGCCUGUUGGAGAAAUUUUAGCUCUGGCGCCUGUAGAAGAUGGAGAGACUCUUGUGACAAAUGAAGAGUCCCCUUCAGCCCUUCCAAAUGCAAAAAUCCCUUCUCUCUCUGUUUCAGAUUUAUUAGGGGAUCAGCUCAGUGGGCCCUCUGCUUCUCCAGGUUCCUCUCAAUUAUCUCCAGAUGAUAUCUUAAAAGCAGGGUCUGCAGCUCCUGAGGAGGGUCAGGACUUGGAAGACUUGGCUGGAGUGACAGGGAAGGAAACAUAUUUGACUCCCUCAACCACAGAGUUACUCUCCCCAGAUCAUGCAGAAACCUUUGUUUCACCACCAGUCCCUAAAAAGGAAGCUCAACUGACAACAGGAGCAGUAUCUUCUGAGGAUGGAAAAGAAACUGGAGCAAUGUCACAAUCAGACUCUUCUACUGAAGGAUUGGAAACUUCUGCCUCUGAGCAAGCAGCGGUGAGUUCUCAGUCAUCUCCAGAUGGUGAAGCAGCACCUGAAACUUCCAAAGAGACAGAACAACUGCAAACAGCUAGUGAGAAGGAAGCACAUUUGGCUUCAUCAACCACAGAGUCACAGGAACUUAGAACAUCAGAAAGUGGUGAGUCCUCUGGAGCAUUCAGCAAAGGAAAUUCUGCCCUUCCUGUUGAACUGGCGGGAACUGCUAAUCCACCUUCAGCAACUAACAAGGGAUCUCAGUCAUUUCCAGAAGAUGUAGCUUCUUCUGAUGGGGCAGAAGAUUCAGAAGACAUUAGUAAUGUAAGCAGUGAGAAAUCUUCUCAGGAUCCAUUAGACAGAGAAUCACAGUCUAAAACAUCUACCAGUAACGAGGUUACUGGAGGACUUAGUGAUGGAGAAUCCUCCCUAAAUAAUAAAGGGACUGAAACAGCCAGUGUGGAGUCAGCAGAUAAUGCAGGAUCUCAGCUGCCUCCUGAUGAUGCACAACCAGGAGCAUCUACAGCCUCUGAAGGUUCAGAGAUAUCAGAAGGCCCUUCCAGUGUAAAUGGGAAGGAAGGAUCUUUGCUCCCAUCAGCUGCAGAGUCACAUUCAACUUCUACUUCUACCGAAGAAGUGGAAACUGCCAACUCAGAAUCCGGGACUAACACAGGAUCUCAACCAUCUCUCAAUGGUGCAUCAACAGCCGAGGUUCAAGAUUCUGAGAGGGCAGAAGCAGUGGAAGAUAUUUCUAAUAAUGGGGAGAAAUGGUCUUUGGCCUCAUCAGCCACUGAAUCACAGUCUCCAGGAAUAUCUGAUCGUGAAGAAGUUUCUGGAGGAAUUGGUAAUGGGGAAUCUUCCCUCCUCACUAAAGAGUUGGAAGUGACUGGCUCAGGGUCAACAAAUAAUGCAGAAGCUCAAUCAGUUGCUGGUGGAGCAACUGAAGAGUCUGGUGUUUCCAAUAGAGUAGAACAAUUAGAAAGCUCUUCUGUAAAUGAGAAGGAGACUUCUUUAGGUUCAUCAGCUACAGAGUCAUCAACACCUGAUGCACCAGCAGAUAAAGAAGUCUCUGGAAAACUUAGUGAUGGAGUUGAGGUGGAAACAGCCAACUCAGAGGCAGCAAAUAACGCAGAACCUCAGUCACCUCCAAGUGGUGCUGGGCCAGGUGGAGCUACAGCUUCUGAAGAAGCAGGAAUACCAGAAGUCUCAGGUGUGAGUGAGAAGAAAGGAUCUUUGGCUGCAUCUGCUGCAGAAUCACAAGCAACCUCUUCUUCCAAUGAAGAAGCGGGAACUAGCAACACAGCAACGAAUACAGGAUCUCAACUAUCUCCAGAUGGAGUAUCAGCAGCAGGGUCUCUAGCUCCUGAUGAUGCAGAGGUAUCAGAAGUGUCUGCCAGUGUGACUGAGGAAAAGGGAUCUUUGUCUCCAUCAACUUCAGAGUCACUAUCAGAGUCAUCUGCAACUGAAGAAGUGGGAACUGCCAGCACAAAGUCAACAGCUAAUGGAGGAUCUCAGCUGUCAGCAGAUGGUGCAUCACCAGCAGGCUCUCUUGCUUCUGAGGGAGCAGAAAAAACAGAAAGCAAUUCCAUUGUGAGUGAGGAAAAGGCAUCUUUGGCUCCAUCAGCCACCGAAUUACAAUUUCCAGAAACAUCUGCCAACGGAAAGGUUCCUGGAGGACUUGACAAUGGAGAAUCCUUCUUAUUCACAGGAGAGGAAAGGGCCAACUCAGGGUCAUCAGAUAAUGCAGUAUCUCAAACAUCUCCAGAUAGUGUAGGAACAGAAGGGGCCAUAGCCUCUGAAGGAGCAGAGACAUCAGAAGAUAAUUCAGUUGUAAGUGAGAAAAAAUUAUCAUUGGCUCCCUCAUCCACUGAACCACAAUCACCUGCGACAUCUGUCAGCAAGGAGGUUUCUGAAAAACUUGUUAAUGGAGAAUCGUCCCUCUCCACUGAUGGAAGGAAGGAUACUGCCAACAUAGGAACAGCAGGUACUCAAGGACCUACUUCUUCCACAGGAACAGGCCUGAAUCAAAAAAAUAUAGCAGAGCAACUUGGAGAAAAAUCUGAUUCAAAAAGUGAAGUAUCUUCUGUUGAUGGAACAAAGAUUUCUAAAUCUUCAGGUGGAACCUUGAUUUCCAACACAGCAUUUCCUAAUGGGAACUUGGCCACCAAAGCUACAGAUUGUUCCCAACCACCUUCAUGUAUCAGGGUCAACUUGGCAAAUCCAGUGAAUAAUGGAGAAAAUUCUGCUCUGCCUCUGAGUGGACACUCUGUCCUUUCUAGCAGUGAUACUUUGGGUGGAUCAGGUUUUCCAACCCCAGAUGCACAAGCAGGUGGAGAGUUUCUCCCAGGAGCCUCAGGAGGUAGUACUGAGGCUCUGGCCAGUGUCAGAGACUCUGUUCACCCAUCUCCUGAUGAACAGACCAAACCAGCAGCAGGUCAACCAUCAGGAGUGGCAUCUCCAUUUGCUUUGUUGCCUCCCAAUAAAGGCCUGCCCUUAGGAGCCUCUGAUUCAGGUUCCACAAACCCAGGAAAUGCUGCUGAGAAGUUGCUGAGUAUUUCAUCUUUUCUGAAUCAGAAGGUAGAGGAGAGAUUGGCUGGCAAAGUAGCCGGUAAAACAGACUCUUUCUCCUCUGCAACUCCAACAGAUGAACUCUCACCAAAUGAGCUUCCAAGCUCUUCUCAUGGACUAGCAGUGAAGAAUGGGGAAGGUUCAUCUCCUCCAGCUCCAGAAGGAAGAGAUGAAGUUGUCAGCUCAAGCUCAGCAGCUCAGAAGGGGACCUCCACAGCUUCUAUUGCAGGUGGAGCGCAACCUUCUCUCUUGGGGGCAAAAGUAAGCCCAGCAAAGACACCGCAGUUGCCUUCUGGGAGCACAGGACCUCAAGUCAAAGCAGACACCCCUCUCCCGUCCCCCAAGACUGAAGUCACAGCAAACACUGAGCACCCACUUGCUGGGAAGCUGCUACCUUCUGGUCCCGCAUCUCCUGUCAGCACUUCCGCUUCAGAUGAGAAUGGCUUGGGUUCUUCAAGUAGCCCUAACCUCUCAGAACUGCUCCAGACUUUAAUCAAGAGUAAGAUUGCUUUUGGUUUAAGCAAAGCCCAAAUGGGCAAGGCUAAAUCAGAUGCUCGUCUUGCCUUAUCAGGACUUGGCCCACUAGCGACAAAGUCAUCGCAACCCACCAGCAAAACUUCAGGGAAUAAGCCUGACUCUGAUUCCAAGGCUUCCAAGAAAAAGAAAACAGAGGCUGCCGAUGAGAACUCUGCCAAGCUGGGCAAGGCUGCUGCUGCACCAUCAGGCCCAGCAGUGUCCCUGUACCCCUACGGACCCAGCGUGAACGAUAAGCAGUACGUUGAAAGGAAAGUGGAUUUUAACUCCCCGCUGUUCAAGGUUGAGAUUGGAAUCCCACUUGGAAACACACUACGCACCUCCCUCUAUUUCACGGACAACGGGCAGAUCAUUUUCCCAGCUUCUGACAAAGACGUUGCCAGCUAUCCCAACCCACCUUCCGAUGGUUUUAAUGGCCGUGAGAAAGUGCCGAUGGUGGCCGCGUUUUGGGACAACGCUGACUUCUCCAAAGGGUCUGGCAACAUCUUCUACCAGGAAUAUCUUUGCGGGAAUUCUCCCAAGCACCCCCUCGUCCAAGACGUGGAAGCAAAGAUUCGCCUCUACGUUAGGUCUUCAUAUUCAGCUCGAUGGUUGUUCAAGAUCACCUGGGAGAAAGUCCAGCCCUACCCCGCGCAGAGGCAGAACAGCAAGACGAACACCUAUCAAGCUAUUCUUACCACUGACGGAUACCGAACAUAUGCGCUCUUCCUUUACCAAGAUGGAGGCAUGCAGUGGGACCACACUAAACUCUCAGCCCCCAACGUGCUUAUAGGAUACACCAGCGGCGAUGGAUAUUUCAGAAAUGAUGAUUUGAUGACUAAAACACCAGCUGAGAAAUACCGGCCAGAUCACUUCCAAGGCUGCAAUACAGAUGUGCGUGGUCUGUGGAUAUACAAACUGGACAGCAGCAUCCGCGUGAAUUACAGGCAGAGGUGUCUCGACUGGAUUAGUCACGAGGGGUCCCCAUCAGCCUGGAACAGGAACUUGUCCCCUUGUCCUUGCUCUCUGCAACAGGGAAUGUCGGACAUCCGCUACACACAGAGCAAAAAAGGUUGGCUGGACUCGGGCUUAACUAUGCUGUAUUCCUCCAGCCCAAACAAGUAUGGGGCGGGCGUCCGGUGUCUCUACAACAAAAAUAACCAGCUUGAAGAAGGUCGGCAGGAGAGAAUCUGGAAGGGUUCAAGGAAAAACUCUCCCAGCAAUGACGAAGAGCUGAAAUUCUACGACUGGUGCUGUAACCAGGCUGGAAGUCCCCAGCUGUGCGAGAAGUACAACCAGAAGAGACCCAGGAUUGGCUGCCAGGGAUACAAGCCUCCAGUCCGGGUUGGGUCAUCAGAAGAGAAGUCAACAUCGUCAGAAGAGAAGCCACGCAGGAAGAAAAGAGAUUGAGAUGGUUGUCAUUGUUUUCCUCCCGCUCCGCCAGCUGUUCUUUGGCCACAGACCCGUCUCCUUGAUUUCCCCAUCAGAGUUCACACACAGCCUUUUCUGCACUUUUGCUCCUUUUUAAUGGGUGGAACCAAACUGGAUGUCAAUUACCAAAUACUUUUGGGCAAGCACGGUUGACUUGGUUGAAUAAAAUGCCUCCAACUCCUUG